Molecule: messenger RNA, 2561 nt
Organism: Suillus paluster
Lineage: Eukaryota; Fungi; Basidiomycota; Agaricomycetes; Boletales; Suillaceae
Product: aconitate hydratase
Exons: 18
Coding region: 64-2466 (800 amino acids)
Biological process (GO): tricarboxylic acid cycle
Cellular component (GO): cytosol; mitochondrion
Molecular function (GO): 4 iron, 4 sulfur cluster binding; aconitate hydratase activity
Source: RefSeq, a predicted model, not a curated record
ACACGAUUACCCUCUACACACUUACCGUGAAGAGGCAGGCGAGGAGGGCAGCAGAGGACGAAGAUGUUUUCAACAACCCUGCGGAGCAGUUCUCUCGCUGCAGGACCCACACUUCGGCGAUGUCUGGCAACACACGCGCCGUCUUAUGAAAAGGACUGUUCUUCGAUCACCCCACCAUAUACUCAGCUUAUUGAAAAAUUGGAACGCGUUCGCGAGCUGCUUAACAACCGACCAUUGACGUUGGCUGAAAAGAUCUUGUACAGUCAUCUCAAUGACCCGGAGAAGAGCUUGUCUGGAGGAGGGAAGAUCAGGGGUGAAAGCUACCUACAGCUCACGCCUCAGCGAGUCGCAAUGCAGGACGCUUCCGCCCAAAUGGCCUUGCUUCAGUUCAUGAGUGCCGGGCUCUCUCGUUGUGCUGUUUCAACUAGCAUACACUGUGACCAUCUCAUCCAAGCUGUUGAUGGUGCGGAAUCUGACCUGAAGAGGUCGAUUGCCUCCAAUCAAGAGGUGUUCGAUUUCCUUGAAAGUGCCGCUCGCAAGUACGGCAUCGAAUUCUGGAAACCAGGCUCUGGCAUCAUUCACCAAAUCGUACUUGAGAAUUAUGCCGCUCCAGGAAUGCUCAUGCUAGGCACAGAUUCGCACACGCCUAAUGCCGGAGGGCUCGGUCUACUGGCCAUUGGUGUUGGGGGUGCUGAUGCAGUCGACGCCAUGACUGGAACUCCCUGGGAACUGAAGGCCCCCCAAGUUGUUGGCAUACACUUGACCGGGAAACUCAGUGGUUGGGCAACACCCAAGGACUUGAUUCUUCAUCUUGCUGGCAAGUUGACAGUCCGGGGAGGCACUGGACGCAUUUUGGAGUACUUCGGUCCUGGUGUGGCUAGCCAGUCAUGCACAGGUCUCGCUACGGUUGCUAACAUGGGAGCUGAAGUCGGCGCUACGACCUCGACUUUCCCUUACACGGAGAAUAUGCAUGCGUACUUGAAUGCAACAGGACGUGCGCCUGUCGCUCGUGCUGCUGAUAUGGCUGCAUCGACGGGCUUCCUGAGCGCCGAUGAGGGUGCAGAAUAUGAUGAAGUCAUUGAAAUCAACUUGUCCGAGCUUGAACCAACUAUCAACGGCCCUUUCACCCCUGACCUGGCAACACCUUUGUCGAAGUUCGGGUCCUUUGUGAAAGAACAAGGUUGGAAGGACGAGCUUUCCGCUGGCCUUAUUGGUUCGUGCACCAACAGCUCAUACGAGGACAUGACGCGAGUGGCAGAGCUGGCGAAACAGGCAAAAGCUGCUGGCUUGGUUACCAAGGUUCCUUUCCUUUGCACUCCUGGUUCGGAACAGAUUCGUGCGACCAUGGAGCGUGACGGAGUUACAAACACUUUGCAAGACGUCGGCGCUGUUGUUUUGGCAAAUGCGUGCGGUCCUUGUAUUGGUCAAUGGAAACGAGAUGAUAUGAAGGGUGAAGAAAAUGCUAUUUUGACAUCUUUCAACCGGAACUUCAAGUCUCGCAAUGAUGGAAACCAGCUAACUAUGAACUUCCUCGCGUCGCCUACGAUUGUGACAGCUAUGGCAUUCUCUGGCUCACUGUCGUUCAACCCCAUGACGGACACCCUGACUCUGCCCUCUGGCAAACCGUUCAAGUUCGCUCCGCCCGCUGGGCAGGAUUUACCAACGGAAGGUUUCACUCAAGGCAACACUGACUACUACCCUUCUCCCACACCAGAGCCACAACCUGAAACUGAGGUGAUCAUUAGUGCAGACUCUCAGCGUCUCGAACUGUUGGAGCCUUUCCAAAGUCAUUUCGGCAAAGAAACCGGCAACGAAAGGGGUCUGGAACUCCCGCCCUUGAAAGUGCUCAUGCGCGUAAGAGGGAAGUGCACUACUGACCACAUUUCUGCGGCUGGCCCUUGGUUGAAAUACAAGGGACAUCUCACUAACAUCUCUGAAAAUCUUCGUAUGUCUAUGCGUACGGCUGUGAACGACGAAGGGGGCGAUGUGAAUGUUGCGUUCGACCAUGAUCGUGACGCUGGCGAGACUGAGAGCGACACCAUUCCGGGAGUCGCAAAACGGUUCAAAGCUCGCGGUCAGCCUUGGACCCUGGUCGUUGAUGACAAUUACGGCGAAGGUAGUGCCCGUGAGCAUGCUGCACUUCAGCCUAGAUUCUAUGGGUGUGCAAUGAUCGUCGCAAGGUCUUUUGCUCGAAUCCACGAGACUAACCUAAAGAAACAAGGAGUCCUCCCCCUUUGGUUCGCCGACAAGGCUGACUACUCUCGCAUCGGAUCAGGCGACAUGGUCGAGACUAUAGGCCUGGCAGAUCUUAUCGAGGGACGACAAAACGCCGCAGUUAAGCUCAAGGUCACCAAGCGCACCGGCGAGGUAUUUGAGAUACCCACAAAACACACCAUGUCGGAGGAUCAGUUGAAGUGGUUCCUCGCUGGCUCUGCCCUCAACUUUAUUCGCUCACAGAUGUCAUGAUGAGCCGGUCAUUACAUUUCUAAAUCGUAAUGUACAAAAAUUGCGAGUGGAUAUCAUUAGGGGAAUAUAUACUACCAUUAGCUCGUUAAAGAUUG